GCCGGCGCCGUUGAAUCCCGACCCUCCGGACAAGAACCUGCAGUUUCUUUCUUCCAUCGAAGCCGCGCCUCCUCGAAGGCGGAAUUGAUCCUUCCUCCCGCGCUGUCCGCUCGACCUGCGUGCUGCCCCCUUCCCUCUCCGGCUCUCCGCCCCUACUCGGCCUUCUCAGCCGCUCUCCAUCAGCUCGGCGAGGUCAAUCUACCAGGUUGAGAACACUCUACACUGCAAUCAACAAGCUAUUGCCUCUACCACUCCAUCACCAGCAAUAUGCAUCAGUUUGAGCAACAGAAACAAAACUGAUGCAUGCAAUGUCUCAAAGUCCAAACAGUAUAACGGUAAUAGUGCUCCUGGAGUUGCUGCCCAUGCAACCCAUCCACAGUCUCGUAGUGUUAAAUUGAUGAACAUCAGGUCCCUCACUUUCUCAAGUUCACAAGAGUAAAUGGGAGCUGAUGAUUUACUUCGCAAAGGCAAAAAGCGGAAGAGAACCACACAAGCCAUUCAAAUAAACCUCAAUGAUCAGCAUGGAAUAGAAAAUACACAUCUAACCGAGCUACCUUCUUCUGACAAUGCCUGCCAAUAUGUGAAGGACAGACUAACAGGGAACAUCACCUGCAUGGUGUGUGGUGAAGAAGGGCAUGACACUUGUGAUUGCUCCAUGAAGGAUAAAGAGGAAAAAGUGAUAUGCACUCUUUGCAACAGGGUUGGCCACUGUCAUUUGUGGUGUUGCCGACAGAAUGUGUCGGAGAAUCAUGCUUGCCAUCGUUGUGGUGAAAAAGGACACUACACUAAGAAGAAGCUCAGUUGUGGUCAACAGUGCGGUCAUAGUAAGGAUAUCAGUUGCUCCAGUUGUGAUAUGAGCCAUCAACUUGGAAAAUGUCCUAUGGGAGACAUUACAUGUUUCGUUUGUGAAGGCAAAGAUCAUGUGCCUGCACAUUGCCACUUGAGGCCCGUGCUCACUGCAGUAACUGAGUAUCAUCGAGAUAGUUUCCGUGCCACUCUGAAAAAGGCAAUGACAGAAAUGAGGAGAUCAUUAACACCAGUAAAACCAUCCGGAGAAUUUCCACAUGAUGAAGAGAUACCCAAGGUCUCAAACUUCAGUAGUAGUGGGGAUGGCCAUUCGGAGAGGAAUAACACCAUCAGAAGUGGGGUAGCUGACUCCGACAAGACCAGCCAUGCUACAAUAACGGACAAGGCACUAGCACUAGUAUCAAAGUCAACCUGCCUCAACUGUCAUGAAGAAGGCCACUCUGCAAAUAAAUGCUCUAGAAAGAAGCCACUAAAUGAUGUCACCUGUUGCAAGAAAAAGCUAUCUGAAGAAUUGGGGCUCUGUGAUGUCACCUGCUUCAUAUGUCAUGAUAAAGGCCACAAAUCAUAUAGCUGCCCCGCAAAGAAACCACCUGGAGAAUUGGAGCCAUGUGAUGAUACCCAUGAAUGCCCAUUUAAGGGAGGCAGUGAAACGGCACCUGAAGUCUCAAGAUUAAGUCAUGGUAAGGAAGACAAUUGUUAUAGCAAGAGCCCCAGCAGAAGUCAGGCACCAUACUCUGACAAGGCUAGCCAUUCGGCAAUGAGGAACAAUGAAGUAACACUAGUAUCAAAACUUGCCUGCUUCAAUUGCCAUGAAGAAGGCCACUAUAAAAAUAGAUGUCCUAGAAAGAAGCCUCCUAAAGAAUUAGAGCUACAUGAUGCCAUCCAAAUCAAUUUCCAUGUGAAUAGCUCUGCCAAGAAGAAAACUGGAAAAUUUGAGCUAUCUGAUGUCACCUGCUUCAAAUGUCGAGACAAAGGCCACAAAUCAUAUAGCUGUCCCAACAAGAAGUCACUUGGAGAAUUGGAGCUAUCUGAUGUCACCUGCUUUAAAUGUCAUGACAAAGGCCACAAAUCAUACAACUGUCCCGAGAAGAAAUCACCUGGAGAAUUGGACCUAUCUGAUUUCACCUGUUUCAAUUGUCAUGACAAAGGCCACAAAUCAUAUAGCUGUCCAACAAGAAACCUCCAAGAUAAUAGGAGCCAUAUGAUGAUAGCUGUUAGCACCGAUUUGAAGGAGGCAAUGAAAGAAAGGUUACCUAAUGUCACAUUGUCACACGAUUAAGUUGUGGUAGGCAAGAUUAUUUUGAUAGGAACAGCCCUGUCAAGAGUCAGUUGUCAGCAUCUGACAAGACCAACCCUGCAAAAAAUAUGGAUGAGUCACUGACACAAGCGUUAAGAGUUAAUUGCUAUAGAACACAAAGGCGACGCAAAAGAAGCUGAAGAACAAACUGCAGAAAGCGAACAAAGGUGUUGUAGAUUGAGGUCAGGCUAUUGCUAUCGUCACAUUUAUCGUAUUAAUUUUUGUGAUCCUUAUCCUAGACAAGUGCAUUUUUACUCUUCCUCUGAUUCUAUUUUUGUAGCUUCUCUCUGGUUAGAAAUGUUUUUCAGUAGCCUAUUUCGCAAGUCGACGUCAUGAGAUAACUGUUUUGAGCACCCAAAAUUUUCCUUUUCCUUUUCCUUCACCUCUUGCUGUCUUUUUGUACCUUGCAUAGUGCCAAUAUAAACAAAUUUCCUUGGGCUCAUUUUCA
Panicum virgatum (switchgrass) is the source of this 2552-nucleotide messenger RNA. RefSeq lists its product as uncharacterized. The record is from RefSeq and is a predicted model, not a curated record. Gene Ontology annotation, cellular component: cytoplasm. Gene Ontology annotation, molecular function: zinc ion binding; mRNA binding; translation regulator activity. The transcript has 2 exons. NCBI's taxonomy places the organism in Eukaryota, Viridiplantae, Streptophyta, Magnoliopsida, Poales, Poaceae. Gene Ontology annotation, biological process: positive regulation of cytoplasmic translation. The coding region runs from base 440 to 2086 and encodes 548 amino acids.